Messenger RNA from Phyllostomus hastatus (greater spear-nosed bat), 3829 nucleotides. It is a transcript of the gene PAPSS2, whose product is annotated as 3'-phosphoadenosine 5'-phosphosulfate synthase 2. The coding region runs from base 293 to 2140 and encodes 615 amino acids. Gene Ontology annotation, molecular function: sulfate adenylyltransferase (ATP) activity; ATP binding; adenylylsulfate kinase activity. The record is from RefSeq and is a predicted model, not a curated record. Gene Ontology annotation, biological process: sulfate assimilation; 3'-phosphoadenosine 5'-phosphosulfate biosynthetic process. The transcript has 12 exons. NCBI's taxonomy places the organism in Eukaryota, Metazoa, Chordata, Mammalia, Chiroptera, Phyllostomidae.
UCCCACGAACGGGAGCCGGGCUGGACCCCGCCCAGGCGGCGGCCGGGUCCCCUGGGCUGGGCGCCUCUGGCGGAGCCGACUGGGCGGAGAGGAGCGCUGCGGGAGGAGGAGUAGGAGGAGGGGGCUGGUCAAGGGAAGUGCGACGUGUCUGCGGAGCCCUUUUAUACCUCCUUCUCGGGAGUCCGGCAGCCGCAGCCGCAGCCGCAGCCGCCGCCACCGUGCACCCCAGCGUCUUAGCUCCGGGAGCCGGCUCCGAGUUCCAGCGCGCCGGGCGCCGCCGCCGCCAGCCAGCAUGUCGGGGGUCAAGAAGCAGAAGACGGAGAUCCAGCAGAAAUCCACCAACGUCAUCUAUCAGGCCCACCAUGUGAGCAGGAAUAAGAGAGGGCAGGUUGUCGGAACAAGGGGCGGAUUCCGAGGAUGUACUGUGUGGCUGACAGGUCUCUCCGGUGCCGGGAAGACCACGAUAAGCUUCGCUCUGGAAGAGUACCUGGUCUCCCACUCCAUCCCUUGCUACUCCAUGGACGGAGACAAUGUGCGUCAUGGCCUUAACAGAAACCUCGGAUUCUCGCCCGGAGACAGAGAGGAAAACAUCCGCCGGGUUGCCGAGGUGGCCAAGCUGUUUGCGGACGCCGGACUGGUCUGCAUCACCAGCUUCAUUUCUCCUUUCGCGAAGGAUCGUGAGAAUGCCCGAAAAAUCCAUGAAUCAGCUGGACUGCGGUUCUUUGAAAUAUUUGUAGACGCGCCUCUAAACAUUUGCGAAAGCAGGGAUGUAAAAGGCCUGUACAAACGAGCCCGAGCAGGGGAGAUCAAAGGGUUUACAGGCAUCGAUUCUGAUUAUGAGAAACCUGAAAUGCCUGAGCUUGUGCUUAAAACCAACUUGUCCUCAGUGAGUGACUGUGUCCAGCAGGUAGUGGAACUUCUGCAAGAGCAGAACAUUGUACCCCACACUAUAAUCAAUGGCAUCCAUGAGCUCUUCGUGCCAGAAAACAAACUGGACCAAGUCCGAGCCGAGGCUGAAACUCUCCCUUCACUGUCAAUCACCAAGCUGGAUCUUCAGUGGGUCCAAGUUUUGAGUGAAGGCUGGGCCACUCCCCUCAAAGGUUUUAUGCGAGAAAAGGAGUACUUGCAGGUUACACACUUCGCCACCCUGCUAGAUGACGGAGUGAUCAACCUGAGCAUUCCCAUUGUGCUGCCAGUCUCUGCGGACGAUAAGACGCGGCUGGAAGGGUGCAGCAAGGUUGUCCUCACACACAGUGGACGGAACGUGGCUAUCUUGCAAGACCCUGAAUUCUAUGAACAUAGGAAAGAGGAGCGGUGCUCUCGUGUGUGGGGGACCACAUGUGCCAAACAUCCCCACAUCAAAAUGGUGAUGGAAAGUGGGGAUUGGCUGGUCGGUGGAGACCUUCAGGUGCUGGAGAGAAUCAGGUGGAAUGAUGGGCUGGACCAGUACCGCCUGACCCCUCUGGAGCUUAAACAGAAAUUUAAGGAAAUGAAAGCUGAUGUGGUGUUUGCCUUCCAGUUGCGCAAUCCUGUGCACAAUGGCCACGCUCUGCUGAUGCAGGACACCCGCCGCCGGCUCCUGGAGCGGGGCUACAAGAACCCAGUCCUCCUGCUCCACCCUCUGGGGGGCUGGACCAAGGAUGACGACGUGCCCCUGGACUGGCGGAUGAAGCAGCACGCAGCUGUGCUUGAAGAAGGGGUCCUGGAUCCCAAGUCCACCAUUGUUGCCAUUUUCCCAUCUCCCAUGUUGUAUGCUGGCCCCACAGAGGUCCAGUGGCACUGCAGGUCCAGGAUGAUUGCGGGGGCCAAUUUCUACAUUGUGGGCCGGGACCCUGCAGGAAUGCCCCACCCUGAGACCAAGAAAGACCUGUAUGAACCCACUCAUGGGGGCAAGGUCCUGAGCAUGGCUCCUGGCCUCACCUCUGUGGAAAUCAUUCCAUUCCGAGUGGCUGCCUACAACAAAGCCAAAAAAGCCAUGGACUUCUAUGACCCAGAAAGGCACAGCGAGUAUGACUUCAUCUCAGGAACCCGAAUGAGGAAGCUGGCCCGGGAAGGAGAGAAUCCCCCAGAUGGCUUCAUGGCCCCCAAAGCGUGGAAGGUCCUGACAGAUUAUUACAGGUCCCUGGAGAAGAACAGCUAAACAGCCCCGAGUUUCUCUCUCAAGUGCUCUUUGGUUCCCUUUUCUAUUUUUGUGAUCAGAUGCUUCAUAUCCAAUUGUUUCUCAAUGCCUGAUUUUAGAGUUUUAUAAUGAGGUAAAAAUUGUGUCUAAACUUUAACAUCAACUUCCAUACACAUAGAAAAAAGUGAAACUGAAGACCAAAUCUUAGCAGAGGAAAGCAAUAUUGGUAUCAUUUUAGAAUGAAAUUAAUUGUAUUGUCUACUGUGUCUGAGCAGGUAGGCCCCACAGUUCUUAAAGCUCUGACCAUGUGUCUUGUUUACUUGCCAAGAAGUAAAGCAUAUUUUCUAGCUUAAGUUUUGCCAACCUACACUCUCCCAGUGUUACACACCAGCAAUUAAAUAAAUCAGAAGAGCAGCAGCCUCUUCUGCACAGCUGACAAAAUUUCUUACCUGGAAGAGGUGUACUCAUGUUAAGAUUCUUCCUAAUAUUUCACCUCAUGCUGUAUACAGUCUUACUGCUUAAUCUCUUAUACACUGAAGGAUGACCUGACUGGAGAAACCAAAUGUGUGAAAAUGUGAAUUUAAUCUCAGAGAUCUAUGCAACCUACUUAUGGCACUGAAGUUAUAUUAUCUAAUAAGAGAAGUCUUACAGCACUUCUGUGAAUAAUGUAACUUCAAUUAAAUAGUGCCUUUUCAUUAAACAGCGUAGAGUGCUUUGAUGACAGAUUUCCACCCAGGACUCAGUCUGGCAAUAUUGUGGAAAGUUAAUUUUCCUCCUCUUUGCUGUGGGCAUUGUGUCCUGUGGAGAGGCUGUGCCUACAGACUGCAGCAGCAGCAGCUAUCACUGAAAACCAUUCACACCACCAGGCUAGUGAGCUGCUAGAACUGGAAAAGACCUCAGAAAACACUGAAUCCAACCCGUUCACCUGACAGGUGACCAGACUAAGAUGAUGUACAAGCAUGUGCUUUGUGAGCUGCUGAGCACUGCAACAAAACAUAAAACUGGCAUUACUGGGAAAUGCUGGUGGCACUGAACGGGCCAUGUGACUCCAGUCUGGGACUCUGUCCACACAGAACAACGCAGGAGCCAGGUCUGACUCACCUCAGCUGCUUAUCGAAGGUCCUUGAACAGAGGGCACUUACACAGCAGCCUUCUCGGAUGCUGAAAGGUCCAGGGUUUUUAAAUCCAGCGGAUUUUAUUCUAGUUGGGAAAAAAAUCUUUUCAAAGACUUAUUGCUGUUUUGAGACAUCGAACCUCUGGUGGCUUUACCUCCUGGGAGGCAGUCUUUUGUACUUUAUGCACAAUUCCUGGUGCUAAGGGAUACAUGAAGAAGCAGUACCUUUUAUACAUAGGUCUCUCUGGAAGAGCCUUAAACAGGGAAAACUGUGAGUUUUAAAAUAUUCUGUUUUUAAAACAUGCUAAUCUUAGCUAAUAAAAGUUCUUUUGAGAAUAACAUACAAUGGCCACAGUGAAAGUGUAACUUUAAUAAUAAAGUGCCUAUAUUCAUUUCAUCAGGGGUACUCACAACUGCCUUUAACAAAAUAGCAUAUUUAUUGAAAACACAAACCAGGUAGUGCCUUAACCCAUGUAUUUUGUGAUUUUUAAAUAUAUUUAAAACUGUCCUCCUGCUCUAGUGCCAUGUUGUACGAAUGACUAGUUGUAUGUAUAACUGAUGUUUAUUCUUAGUUUAAUAAAUUUCUCAAAAUGAAA